Molecule: messenger RNA, 345 nt
Organism: Prorocentrum cordatum
Lineage: Eukaryota; Dinophyceae; Prorocentrales; Prorocentraceae
Source: the annotation of a GenBank genome assembly
GCGGCCCGCGCCAUCUGGGCCGCGAGGAUCAAGGUUGCGGACAGGAAGCAGGCAUUUCGCAACAACUUCCGCCAGUCCAUCCGAGGCGCUAUCAGGCAGAGCCCCAACAUCCAAGACGGCUAUGCCAGAAUCAACUUCCUGUUGCUGCUGCUGCUGCUCAUCCGCCCUUGCUCCCACCACGCUGGCUGGAGGUUCUUGCUCGAGGUGACAGGCCGCUCUACGCCCGUGAUGCGGCCCCGCACGGGGCGCGAGUGGACCUCGAAGCCUGACGUGAUCCGCCGCAAAUACAUUAAGAAGGAGGCCGAGGAGAUUGCUGAGGUCGCAGCGCUUGCGGAGGCGUUCUCC